CUUCCGCGGUUUUUAGAAGCUCCGCCGUCUUCUCCCGCCAUUCCCAAAAGGCCAAAGCCCCAUUCUCUCUCUCUCUCCCCCCCUCGCCUCUCCUCCUCCCUCUCUCUCUGUUUCUCUUCAAUCUUCAUUCUAUGCAAUUAGCCCUUGUCUAAAGGGCUUUUCUUGGCGAACGGAUAUGAUUAUCUCGUGUUCUGUUGGCUGAUUUGAUGGGAAGAUUGAGAGACUAGGGUUUUGAUCUGCUGUUCUUUUGGCUGGAGUAUUCUGGAAUUGAGGACUGGAGAAGAGAGAAAUAUAAGUUUCAGCUGCGAAAAUAAGGAGAAAGAAGAGCUCAGGAAGAAGUUUUCUUCCUGUAUUUCAUGUGCAAAGAGAAAGCUAUCGUUCCAGAAAAAAAAGCAUCAUCAAGAUUCUAGAGAUGGAAACUGAACUGAUAGAUGGUGUAGCAGACUCCCAGUCUUCCAAGGUCUCCUGCUUGGAGAAAGGUAGGGUUUUGGAAGGCAACGAUAUUGGGGAUGGAAAAAUGGGUUCCGGAGUUAAGGUGGAGAAAGAGGAGAAUGGAGUUAAGGUGGAGAAAGAGGAGAAUGGUGAAAUUUUAGUUUCUCGCCAAGCUCCCUGUUCGAAGAAAGUAAGUGAUUCAAAAGGUGAAGUUGCUGGGCUCCUCAAACUUAGCAAUGGAAAAUACCUCGGUCCGGCUACCCCUUUUAUGGAUAGAGAAAUAAUAGAGAUUUCAUCCUCUUCUGAUAAAAAUGAGGAGGAGGAUACUGUUCUGGGCUGUGAAACUCCAACUGAAAGCAUAUUUGAUCCAUUUGCUCCCGGCCCAGAAGAUUUGAUGCUUGCACCGAAAAAGAAGAUAAUGAGGGAAAGUAAAAUCCCUCUUCGCCGGCAGCUAAAAUUUGACUCCAGUGAAUCCAUGGAGACUGCAGAAGCCAAUGCCUAUGAAGAUGCUGCAGAGGAAGAGCGCCUCUUGGAAUGUAUCUGUAAGUCGUUUAUUGAUCUGAUUGUUUCAAGUGAGGUCAGGGAGAUAUCUGCUCAGAUGUUGCCUGUUGAAUGCAAUCCUUCAGAAGGUUCCAAGACGCCCACUUCUUUACCUGUCCUAACUGGCGUUGCAGAGACAUGUCCAGCUGCACCUAUUAGGCCACCUGCUUUGAAGGCAAGGAGGCUUAGCCCGGAAAUAUGUCAAAAGCUGGACUUUGGAACUAAGUUGGGCGGAACCAUGUAGCCUUUCUCAUGGAUGUCAUAGGUGGGGGAUGGAAGAAGGAUUCUGUUACAGAGUUCUUUUUGCUGUUAAUGUAAAUAAUUUGUUUUAGAUACAGGAUACUAGUGUCUGGUGAACUUAAGUGUCAGUUCAGUGUUGGUCGAUUGUUGCUAUACCUGUCUGUUGCAGAGGUUCUGUGCCUGGAGGAUUGUCGUUUCCUGGGUGAAGCUUUCAAUUUUAUCUGCUUUGGAGUAUCUGUGUUGGUGGGUUUUAUUUUGUCGGCUAAUGCCAGGAGCAGCAUGUCCGUGAUCAUGUCCAUAGCAUUGAUCUUGUUGACUUUAACCAGGCUUUGAAGUCAUAGAUGUGGCAUAAUGUCUAGUUGAAAUUAUAGAUGUCUUUUGCUUUCACCUGUGAAACAUCCAAAUGUUACAACUCUUUUCGGUGUUUAUAAGUAUACUUUUGUGUUUAUGAUUUGUCUCCUUUUUAAA
This is a messenger RNA of Phoenix dactylifera (date palm), 1680 nucleotides long. RefSeq lists its product with no specific name. Lineage: Eukaryota; Viridiplantae; Streptophyta; Magnoliopsida; Arecales; Arecaceae. The record is from RefSeq and is a predicted model, not a curated record.